This is a messenger RNA of Hypanus sabinus (Atlantic stingray), 7825 nucleotides long. Its product is annotated as gastrula zinc finger protein XlCGF26.1-like. Gene Ontology annotation, molecular function: DNA-binding transcription repressor activity, RNA polymerase II-specific. Gene Ontology annotation, biological process: negative regulation of transcription by RNA polymerase II. The annotation marks the transcript as partial. The transcript is spliced from 3 exons. NCBI's taxonomy places the organism in Eukaryota, Metazoa, Chordata, Chondrichthyes, Myliobatiformes, Dasyatidae. The record is from RefSeq and is a predicted model, not a curated record.
CAGCGAGUUCACACUGAGGAUAAGCCAUUCACCUGCUCAGUCUGUGGGAAAGGAUUCACUCAGUCAUCCACCCUACAGGUACAUCAGCGAAUUCACACUGGGGAGAAGCUGUUCACCUGCUCAGACUGUGGAAAGGGAUUCACUCUGUCAUCCCACCUACAGAGACACCAGCGAGUUCACACUGGGGAGAGGCCAUUCACCUGCUCAGUCUGUGGGAAAGGAUUCACUCAAUCAUCCACCCUACAGGGACACCAGCGAGUUCACACUGGGGAGAAGCCUUUCACCUGCUCAGUCUGUGGGAAAGGAUUCAGUCUGUCAUGCAACCUACAGAGACACCAGCGAGUUCACACUGAGGAGAAGCCAUUCACCUGCUCAGUCUGUGGGAAAGGAUUCACUCUGUCAUCCACCCUACAGAGACACCAGCGAGUUCACACUGGGGAGAAGCCAUUCACCUGCUCAGUCUGUGGGAAAGGAUUCACUCAGUCAUCUACCCGACAGAGUCACCAGCGAGUUCACACUGGGGAGAAGCCAUUCACCUGCUCAGUCUGUGGGAAAGGAUUCACUCUGUCAUCCACCCUACUGGUACAUCAGCGAGUUCACACUGGGGAGAAGCCAUUCACCUGCUCAGUCUGUGGGAAGAGAUUCACUGACUCUUCCACCCUACGGAGACAUCAGCAAGUUCACACUGGAGAGAGGCCGUUCACCUGCUCAGUGUGUGGGAAAGGAUUCACUGAAUCAUCUGACCUAAUGGCUCACCAGCGAGUUCACACAGGGGAGCGGCUGUACUCCUGCUCAGUCUGUGAGAAGAGAUUCACUCACUCUUCCACCCUAUGGAAACAUCAGCGAGUUCACACUGGGGAGAAGCCAUUCACCUGCUCAGAAUGUGGGAAGGGAUUCACUGAGUCGUCCACUCUACUGGUACAUCAGCGAGUUCACACUGGGGAGAGGCCAUUCACCUGCUCAGUCUGUGAGAAGAGAUUCACUCGGUUAUCCCACCUCCAGAGUCAUCAGCGAGUUCACACUGGGGAGAGGCCGUUCUCCUGCUCAGAAUGUGGGAAGAGAUUCACUGAGUUAUCCAACCUACAGAGUCAUCAGCGAGUUCACACUGGGGAGAAGCCAUUCACCUGCUCACAAUGUGGGAAGAGAUUCACUGAGUUAUCCAACCUACAAAGUCAUCAGCGAGUUCACACUGGGGAGAGGCCGUUCUCCUGCUCUGAAUGUGGGAAAGGAUUCACUGAGUUAUCCACACUACAGAGACAUCAGCAAGUUCACACUGGGGAGAAGCCAUUCACCUGCUCAGUAUGUGGUAAGAGAUUCACUCAGUUAUCCACCCUGCAGAGUCACCAGCGAGUUCACACUGGGGAGAAACCGUUCCCGUGCUCAGAGUGUGGGAAGAGAUUCAGUCAGUCAUCCACCCUACAGAGACACCAGCGAGUUCACACUGGGGAGAAGCCAUUCACCUGCUCAGUCUGUGGGAAGAGAUUCACUGAUUCAUCCACCCUACAGAGACACCAGCAAAUUCACACUGGGGAGAAGCCGUUCACCUGCUCAGUCUGUGGGAAGGGAUUCACUCAGUCAUCCACCCUACAGAAUCACCAGCGAGUUCACACUGGGGAGAGGCCAUUCACCUGCUCAGUCUGUAGGAAGAGAUUCACUCAUUUAUCCAGCCUACAGAGACAUCUGCAAAUUCACACUGGGGAGAAGCCGUUCAGCUGCUCAGUCUGUGGGAAAGGAUUCACUCAGUCAUCCACCCUACAGAGUCACCAGCGAGUUCACACUGGGGAGAAGCCGUUCACCUGCUUAGACUGUGGGAAGGGAUUCAUUUAUUUAUCCAGCCUACAGAGACAUCAGCGUGUUCACACUGAGGAGAAGCCGUUCACCUGCUCAGAAUGUGGGAUAGCAUUCACUCAGUCAUCCCAACUACUGGCACACCAGUCAGUUCACAAUGGAGUGGCCGUUGUAAUGAAUCCCUAGGUUUCGUUUGCUGAAGGCUAUUUUAAGAGAGAGAUUAAGGUGAUUCAGUCUGACUUGCAGCUUGUUUAGUUUUAACCGAGGACACAGACACCCAGAGUCAGACAGAGAUGAAGGAGGUAAAAUGGAAAGAAUCGAAACCAGGGAACUAAUGGCCAAGGGACACCGUUUGGAACUUUCCUAUGCCCACAAGGGUGGAUUAAUCAUCGAUUCACCGUACAUUGAAUGUGUGGUGGUCACCUUGUUUGAUCCAUAGGAGUGGCUCUGAUUUGGGGAUCCUGUGAAGACUGCUGAUGUGUUAACCCUUGCCUGGGUGUGGUGUGGUAAUUCACUUGAAGAUGAUACCCCUUGUGACAAGUCACUUUGGGUGAUAAUUAGUAUGUGAGAUUUUGGAAUGACGACAGAUAAAAUCUACAGCAACUGUUCUCUCAUUUUACCACUGUGGAACCUGAGGAAUUUGACAUAAUUGCAUUCUCUCAACAUUUACCCUGGAUUACAAAUAUCUCUCUCAUCACCUAUUCUGUGGAUGAAGUGAAGUUUCCUACUUUACCAUCUCAAGAUUCUAAGCCUUGAUUCCCCCGAGCUCAAUAGUUUGGGCAACACACAAAAUGCCGGUGGAACACAGCAGGCCAGGCAGCAUCUAUAGAGAGAAGCACUGUCGUUGUUUCAGGCCGAGUCCCUUCGUCAGGACUACCUGAAAGGAAAGAUAGGAAGAGAUUUGAAAGGAGGAGGGUGAGGGGGAAAUGUGAAAGAUAGAAGACCAGAGGGGGUGGGGUGAAGCUGAGAGCUGGAAAGGUGAUUGGCAAAAGGGAUACAAAACUGGAGAAGGGACAGCAUCAUGGGACGGGAGGCCUAGGGAGAAAGAAAGGGGGAGGGGAGCACCAGAGGGAGUUGGAGAACAGGCAGAGUGAUGGUUAGAAAAAGAGGGAUCAAACAAUCUAAAUAUAUCACGGAUGGGGUGAGAAGGUGAGGAGUGGUGUUAACGUAAGUUAGAAAAGUCAAUAUUCAUGCCAUCAGGUUGGAGGCUACCCAGCCGAUAGAUAGGGUGUUGUUCCUCCAAACUGAGUGUGGCUUCAUCUUGACAGUAGAGUAGAGGAGGCCAUGGCCUAUUCUGCUUUGACAGUUGAUGAAGCAGCUGAUUAUGACAUAGUGAGACAGGCUGUGCUCAAAGCUUACGAUUUGGUCCCAGAAUCAUACAGGAAAAAAUUUGGAAAUUGAAGGAAAUUUGUGAAUCAGACUUAUCUGGCAUUUGCUUCUCAGAAGUCUGUGUGUUUUGACCACUGAUGCACGUAUAAAAAUAUAAGUGAUGAUUUUACCGAUAGAAGGAGUUGGUUUUAAUUGAAGAAUUCGAAAGGUGCGUCCCUGAUGACAUAAAGAGAUAUUUAGAUGAAAAGGAUGCUGCCACUUUGCAGGAGUCUGCUAGAUUAGCAGAUGAGUUUGCUUUAACUCAUAAGGUUAAGUUUACCCCGAAAAAGAGCUUCCAAAAGAAUAGCAGGAAUCACCAGUCCAAACCAGAAAUUAAAGUUUGGACUAGUGAUAAGAGUAAGGAUGAAGGGAAGCAAUUGAAGGAGAAAUAUUCUGGUCCUACUUGUUACUGUUGUAGGAAAGCUGGUUAUGUGAUGGAUAAUUGUUCUGUCCUGAAGAAUAAAAAGGUAAAUGAGGCAGUCCCAAAUGCCUGUGUUGAAGCUUCUAUAAACCCAGAGGGUUCUGAACAUUCUGUUGAGGCUCAGUUAAGGUCUGAGAGGUCUGCCUGAGUUAAGAAGGGUUCGAACAUUUGAUGUCAGAUGGGAUUGUAUUAGUAAAUGAAUCGGUACCAGUGAAAAUUCUGAAAAGAGGAUGCUGUCCAAUUUACUGGGGCUUCUCAGUCACUCAUUCUAGGAGGCUGUGGUGGCCAGUGCUAUAAUAUUUGCUGUUGUGUACUGGGGCAGCAGGCUAGGGUAGCAGACUCCAGCAGAAUCAACAAACUCAUUCGUAAGGCCAGUGAUGUUGUGGGGGUGGAACUGGGCUCUCUGACGGUGGUGUCUGAAAAGAGGAUGCUGUCCAAGUUGCAUGCUAUCUUGGACAAUGACUCCCAUCCACUCCAUAAUGUACUGGUUAGACACAGGAGUACAUUCAGCCAGAGACUCAUUCUACCGAGAUGUAACACAGCAUCAUAAGAAGUCAUUCUUACCUGCGGCCAUCAAACUUUACAACUCCUCCCUCGGAGUGUCAGACACCCAGAGCCAAUAGGCUGGUCCUGGACUUAUUUCCGCUUGCAUAAUUAACUUAUUAUUAUUUAAUUAUUUAUGGUUUUAUAUUGCUAUAUUUCUUCACUAUUCUUGGUUGGUGUGGCUGUAACCAAACCCAAUUUCCGUUGGGAUCAAUAAAGUAUGUCUGUCUGUCUGUACGUUAGACAGCGUUCUAAAGUUUGGUGAUGAGACUGACACUGCUGAGGUAAAUCUUAUUAAAGGCAUUCGCGGCGGCAUAAUUUCUGUGCCAUUGCACAAGGCAACUUUACUGUCAGGGUUGGUUUCGGGACCUGUUGAGAUCGGAUUAUGCUCCAGUUUACCGGUGGGAGAUGUUACUUUGCUGUUAGGGAAUGACCUGGCAGAUGGUAAAAUUGUUCCUGCAGUGCUGUUGACAACUAAGUCAGCCACUGACGACCCACUGAUGGAUUUUAACAUUUAUCCUUCCUGCCCAGUAACUCGAAGUAUGGCUAAAAAGUCUGCCGACGCAGACGGUUCUGUACAGAAUGAUUCUGAUACCCAUGAUAGCCAAAAUCGGGAUUCCGGUUAUGAUGACUUGUCAGGAACUUUUCUGCCUUCAUUGUUUCAACAGGAUUUAGGUAGUAGGUCUGAUGAGAAAGAUUUAUCCCUGUCUAGGAAGGAGUUUAUAGCAGAACAGAUCUGAGACCCUGAGACUGAAGCUUUAAAAGAAACAGCUCUCUCAAAUGAUGAGAUUAAGAAAGUGCCAGGAGGGUAUUAUGUCAAGGAUGGAGUGUUAAUGAGGAAGUGGAGGCCACCUGCUAUACCAGCGAGUGAGGAAUGGGCAAUUGUUCACCAAGUUGUAGUUCCUAAGGUUUAUAGGACUGAAAUUUUAACUUUGGCCCACACUAUACCCUUACAUCGACAUUUUGGAGUGAAUAAAACUAAACAGGAUUAUCAAAAAAUGUUACUGGCCUAAUUUGAGGACAGAUGUUGUGACCUUUCGCGGAACCUGUCACACUUGUCAACUUGUGGGUAAACCUAAUCAGGUCACCCCAGUGGCUCCACUGUAGUCUAAACCUGCAUUCAGUGACUCCUCUUCAAAAUUUAUAGUGGAUUGUGCUGGCCCUUUGCCAAAGACUAAAGCUGGCCAUCAGUAUCUGCUAACUAUUAUGUGUACUACAUCCUGAUUCCCAGAGGCAAUACCUCUCAGAAAUAUUAAAGCUAAAACUGUGGCAAAGGCUGUUACCAAAUUUUUUACUUUUUCUGGUUUGCCUAAAGAAAUCCAGUCUGAACAAGGAAGUAAUUUUACAUCUGGAUUAUUCCAGCAGGGAGUUUAUGAACAGGGAACUAAACAAAUUACAUCAUCUGCAUACCAUCCAGAAUCACAAGGGGCUUUUGAAAGAUUUCAUUCUGCCCUCAAAACCAUGAUUAAGACAUAUUGUGUUGAAAAUGGAAAAGACUGGAAUGAAGGAAUACAUUUGCUUUUGUUUGCAGUAAGAGAGUCAGUACAGGAAUCACUGGGAUUUACUCCAUUUGAGCUUGUAUUUGGUUGUAGAGUGAGGGAACCUUUGACCUUGUUAAAGAACAUAGGAUUAAUGGGGAUGUACAUGUUAAGUUGUUAGACUAUGUUUUGAAGAUCAAAGAUAAACUACUCCACACCUGAGGUCUAGCGAGACAAAACUUAAAGAUUUCUCAGAACAAAGUGAAGUGUUGGUUUGAUAGGAGGGCUUGGGAAAGAAAAUUCCAGGUGGGGGAUAAGGUGCUUACCUUAUGUUGAAGAAUGUUGACAAAUCCACCUCAGGCGAAUCUCAAUAGACCGUAUGAAAUGGUCUCUCAAAUUAAUGAUCUGAAUUGUGUUAUUAAAACACCCGACCAAUGUAAACCAGCACAGGUUGUACACAUAAAUAUGAUACAGUCUUAUUUUGACAAGCAGGCACCAUCGGUGAGUGUUGUUGUCAAAACAUAUGAAUCUGGUAACCCUGAGAAUGAAACAAUUGACUCGUCUGAGAAUUUUCACAAGCCAAACAUUGUCCCAGUUAGGCUAAUGAACUCGGUUGUUCCAGAAAACAUUGAUAACAGGUUGGCACACCUGCAGCCAAAGCAACAACAAUAGCUGAAGAAAUUAAUUCUGGAGUUUAAAAAUGUAUUUCCCAUUGUUCCCAAGCAACCCACAGUCGCAGUACAUAACGUAGAUAAUGGUCAAGCCAAACCGCUUAAACAACACCCAUAUUGCAUGAAUGCAGAAAAGUGUAAAUUGCCUGAGCAGGGAAUUGAAUAUAUACUGGAAAAUGGUAUUAUUAGUCCUUUAGCAGCAGAUUGCUCACCCUGUGUUAUUGUGCUCAAACCUGAUCAUAGUGUUAGAUUUUGCACUGAUUAUAGGAAGGUAAAUGCAGUAACAAAAGCAGAUGCCCAUCCUGUCCCUAGGGAGGAUGAUUGCACCGAUAAGGUUGGAAAAGCUAAAUUUCUUACAAAGAUUGAUCUGUUGAAAAGGUAUUGGUGUGUUCCAUUGAUGGACAGAGGUAGAGACAUUUCUGCAUUUGUGACACCAUCUGGUUUGUGUGAAUACAAUGUUUUACCUUUUGGAAGGAAAAAUGCUCCAGGAACAUUCCAGAGAAUGAAUGAUCCUGUAAUUCGAGGAUUAGAACACACAGAUGCCCAUAUUGAUGACUUAGUCACAGGGAGUGACACUUGGGAAGAGCAUAUCUCUGCAGUGGAGAAGCUGUUUGACAGGCUUUCCCAGGCCAGCUUUACAGUUAACUUGGCUAAGAGUGAAUAUGGCCAUGCCACUGUGACCUGUCUUGGCUAUGUUGUAGGUCAAAGCAAGUUGGCUCCUGUUCGGUCAAAAGUCCAGGCAAUUUCUCAAGUUCCUAUUCUGACUGCUAAGAAGGCUCUUAGAAGGUUUCUGGGAAUGGAUGGAUAUUAUCGUAAGUUCUGUAAGAACUUUGCUGCUAUCGCUCUUCCUCUGACCAACCUCCUGAAGAAGGGUGAAAAGUUUGUUUGGACCGAGCCUUGUCAGGAGGCAUUUGAUUGAUUGAAAGUUAUUAUUUGAAUUUAGGCCAAUCAAUGUAGUGUUGUCAUCACAUUUAAUUAGCAGAUUGGAGCUGUAGGUGACAGCACAAGUCAUGGGUGCACAGAAAGUAAAGGACAGGACCAAAGAGACAACCCUGUGGGGUAUGUGUGCUGAGGGUCAGAGAGACAGAGGAGAUGGAGCCCACUCUUACCACCUGCUGGCGAUCUGACAGGAAGUCCAGGAUCCAGCGACACAAGGCAGGGUGAAGGCCGAGGUCUCUGAGCUCCUUGUCGAUACUUCACGCCUUCGUAUGGCUACUGCUCUGCCCAUGACUGCAAGGAACUGCAGAGAACUUUGGAGAGCAGUGAACAUCAGAGAAACAAGCCUCCACUCCAUGGACUCUUCCUACAUUCCCUUGCCUCGGGAAAGCAGGCCAUGUACUCAAAGAACCUCAUAACCUGGACAGUCUGGCUGCAAACCCACUCCCCCAUCGUUGGUGGAGAGAUACAAAAGCCUUAAAGUGCGUAACACCAGGCUGAAGGAUGGCUUCCUGUCUGUGGUUAGAAGCCAAAUAAAUGGCAAAAUGGACUCGACCUCACAAUGUAACUCGACGUGACCGUGCACCAUAUGUCUAUCUGCACUACACUUUCUCUGCAGC